Messenger RNA from Helianthus annuus (common sunflower), 1111 nucleotides. Its product is annotated as ras-related protein RABD2c. Gene Ontology annotation, molecular function: GTPase activity; GTP binding. The coding region runs from base 197 to 808 and encodes 203 amino acids. The transcript has 8 exons. Lineage: Eukaryota; Viridiplantae; Streptophyta; Magnoliopsida; Asterales; Asteraceae. The record is from RefSeq and is a predicted model, not a curated record.
UGUUUAAGGAAAAGGAAGUUACAUAGCAAUGAGAAAAACGCGUGUAAUUUAAUACGUCACCCACCCCAACCCCCACCUGCAUAAACAUUCUUCAAACCAAAAUCCUCACAAAUUCUAUAUCUAAACCGUCGCCACCUGCAACAAAAUCUCCACAAAUCUUUCACUCAACCGAUCACAACUCCACACACAAACAAAGAUGAAUCCCGAAUACGACUAUCUGUUCAAGCUUUUACUCAUUGGAGAUUCAGGAGUUGGAAAAUCAUGUCUCCUAUUGCGUUUUGCUGAUGAUUCGUACUUGGAAAGUUACAUUAGCACCAUUGGGGUUGACUUUAAAAUUCGCACUGUGGAACAAGAUGGCAAAACAAUUAAGCUUCAAAUUUGGGAUACAGCUGGACAAGAACGUUUCAGGACCAUCACUAGCAGCUACUAUCGUGGAGCUCAUGGCAUUAUUGUUGUUUAUGACGUGACAGAUCAAGAGAGUUUCAACAACGUGAAACAAUGGUUGAGUGAAAUCGAUCGUUACGCUAGUGAGAACGUAAACAAGCUUCUUGUCGGAAACAAAUGCGAUCUUACGUCUCAGAAAGCUGUUUCCUACGAAACAGGAAAGGCGUUUGCUGAUGAGAUCGGGAUCCCGUUUCUCGAAACAAGUGCCAAGAAUUCCACCAAUGUCGAAGAGGCGUUUAUGGCUAUGACUGCUGAAAUAAAAAACAGGAUGGCAAGCCAGCCGGCAAUGAACAAUGCUAGACCGCUAACUGUUGAAAUCCGAGGUCAACCGGUCAACCAAAAGUCAGGAUGCUGCUCUUCUUGAAGAGGGUAAGGAUGUGGGUGGUCAACGUGUGUUAAGAUAUGCAUUUUUGUUCACUCAUACUUGUCGAUGUGAAGAAGCCAUUUCGUUGAUCGCCAAACUUUUGUCAUUCUUUUCGAUGAAUUCGGGGACCUUUUGUACAAAGUAGGAUAAGACUGUUGAAUGUGUAUUAUGUUAUACUGUUUUGCUGUUUGCAUUUCCUUUACAUUUUAAUGACAUUUCAAGUGUGUUUAAGGUCUCAAUGUUACAAUAUUAUCUUUGUUUGACAUUUCCAUUUACACCAAAAUGUUUAAAUCUUGUGUUGAA